GCUCUCUGUGCAGCCAGAACCUCUUGGGGGAGAAGUGCAAGAUAGCAAAGUGUUUUUACCAGUCAUUUGAAAAACAAUAAAUACAAAAAUAAAACCACAAAACAUAUAGCUGACGAUUUUAUUAUUUUACAUUCACAUGUAUAUUAAAACAUUCGAUGAGGAGUUUACAAAUAGACGUAAACAGUGGGAGCGGAUGAAAUGCGGACACAAUUAUGGAAUUUCUGGAAGUGAAGUUUUAAAACAAACCAAGACCGGCGCUGGAUGACUCUUCGUUUUGGAUUUGGACAACAAUCCCUGGAUUUAACUCCAGUGACAUUUAGAUCUUAUGAGCUAAUGGAGUAUUUUCCUUAUUCGUUUCAAGUUCGUUUACAGCUCGCUUAACCAAAAAACGGCCAGCUUAUCGGGCGCGCGCUGCUUGAGAGGAACUGGCGAAUUAAAGCGCAUCUUGGCGGUAUGGUGCGCCUGCUCAAUUGCCUGGUCUUGGGGUAUUUGACAUGGAAUCUGGGGAUAUCUGAUGCCCGAGGAGAGUACUGUCACGGCUGGCUAGACAGCAGCGGGAAUUACCAUGAGGGCUUUCAGUGUCCAGAGGGCGUUGACACGGCGGACGCGACGGUGUGCUGCGGGAGCUGCUCGCUGCGCUACUGCUGCGCGGCCCCGGAUGCGCGCCUCGAUCAGGGGACCUGCACCAACGACAGAGAAGUGGACAACAACACGCAAUAUGCUGCCCAGCCCAUCUAUGUGCCCUUCCUGAUGGUGGGCUCCAUCUUCGUGGCGUUUGUAGUGGUGGGUUCUCUGGUGGCCGUGUACUGCUGCACCUGCCUGCGACCCAAGCAGCCCACACAGCAGCCCAUCCGCUUCUCACUGCGCAGUCAGGGCGAAACCAUCCCCAUGAUCCUCACCACAGCCCCCCCCAGCCUCCGCACACCAUCACGGCAGUCCAGCACGGCCACCACCAGCUCCAGCUCAGUGGGAGGAGGCAGCUCCGUCCGGCGCUUCUCCCUGGGCCGGGGUGAUGGACUGGGACAGAGCUCGCAACAGCAGCUCCUGAUGGUCUCGUCUUCCACGGCCUCCACUCCUGUGCCCAUGGCCCCGGCGCAGCCUCCGUUGGCUCCACCGCCCUACACCUCCCAGCAGGGCCUGCAGGGCAGUAACUCUCUCCAGUACACGCAUGCUCACAGCCAGUUACAGCUGCACCACCAGACCCUGCAAAGCUCCAGCUUCUUUCUACCACAACAGUUCUUCUUUCCCCUGCCGCAGGACCCGUUCUCCACAAACAAGGGCUUUGCUGAAUUCAGCGAGUGCUGACCGGGGGUUCCCGGCUCCUGCUCAAAAGGAAACGGACACCAAAGAAUCUGUCACUCACAAUGCCGUUGUUGUAGACUCAUAUUACAGGGGCUUCUGUUCCCUGUUCAAGGAAAUAGGCACUGAUGUGUCUUUCAGCUAGCUCAAUUGCCACUCUGAGACCGCAGCUGGAAUUUAAGAGCCACGUGGGCCACUAAAGCUGGUGAGAUGGUGAACUAUCAAUCUGACAGACACUCAAGUGCUGGAUACAACAUGCCAGAACAUGGACGCCUGUUUCAAAGCAACUCAUCAAAUCACUUUAAAUCUGCUUAUUUGAUGAAAGAUGUCUAUAUAUAUAUAUAUUUUUUUUUUAAAGAACUCCAGCUGAGUCAGGUGCGACUUAUUUAUCCAAAUUUAUUUGACAUGAACCGAGAGAAAUGAACCAAGAGAAAUGAACCAAUAGAA
Messenger RNA from Carassius auratus (goldfish), 1746 nucleotides. Its product is annotated as protein shisa-3-like. Lineage: Eukaryota; Metazoa; Chordata; Actinopteri; Cypriniformes; Cyprinidae. The transcript is spliced from 2 exons. Bases 454 to 1305 code for a protein of 283 amino acids. The record is from RefSeq and is a predicted model, not a curated record.